AUGUGGCGGUCGGGAGCCCGCGCCCUCCGCUCGUCCCUCCCCAGCUCUUCGCCGCCGCCGCUCCGAGCCUUGGCCCAGGCCCCGCCCCCAGGCCUCCUCCCCCGCUUCCUCUCCUCCACCGCCUCGCCGCCGGUCCUGGACGCCGCGCCGUCCUCCUCCUCCUCGCCGCCGCCGGCCUUCACCGGGAACCUCAAGAAAGCACUUGCAGGUUUGAGAAGAAUCGAUUUAGAUGGGCUGCGAUGGCGUGUGUUUGAUGCAAAGGGCCAGGUGCUUGGACGGUUGGCAUCCCAAAUAGCCACUGUGCUUCAGGGAAAGGACAAGCCAACCUACGCACCUCAUGUGGAAAAUGGAGACAUGUGCAUUGUAGUCAAUGCAAAAGAUAUCAGUGUUACAGGAAGGAAGAUGACUGAUAAAAUUUAUUACUGGCAUACAGGGUACAUUGGGCAUCUGAAGGAAAGAAGACUCAAGGACCAGAUGGCAAAAGACCCAACUGAAGUGAUCCGCAAAGCUGUCAUGCGCAUGCUUCCCCGCAAUCGGUUGCGUGAUUUUAGGGAUCGCAAGCUGAGGAUAUUCGCUGAAGGCGAGCACCCGUUCCACGACAGGCCUAUCGAGUCUUUCGUGAUGCCGCCACGCAAAGUACGGGAGAUGCGUCCCCGGGCACGACGUGCAUUGGUGCGGGCGCAGAAGAAAGAGCAGGACAGAGACGCAAAGGCGCAAGGCAAAGCUGAGGCAGGAGCCAAGGCCAAGGUCGCCGCAUAGGCACCUUCUGGUGUUUGUGCGUGUGUGGACUUGGGAGACGGAUGAUUUGUGUGCCUGCGAAACCUCCUGAUGCAUUUCUGAACAAUCUCUGUACCUUUCGUGCUGCUGUUGAUGUAAUCUUUGCUGCUGCACCUGAUGGUGUUUUAUGAUGUCGACUGAUUCCUGCGGCCACCCUGAUGGCGGGCGCAAUCACAAGCUCUAGCACAAAUGAGAAGAUAGAUAUAUACAUAUCGGUGAUAUAAUGUAUGCAAUUGUGCCCAUCA
Molecule: messenger RNA, 1022 nt
Organism: Lolium rigidum
Lineage: Eukaryota; Viridiplantae; Streptophyta; Magnoliopsida; Poales; Poaceae
Product: 50S ribosomal protein L13-like
Exons: 5
Coding region: 1-759 (252 amino acids)
Biological process (GO): translation; negative regulation of translation
Cellular component (GO): mitochondrial large ribosomal subunit; ribosome
Molecular function (GO): structural constituent of ribosome; mRNA binding
Source: RefSeq, a predicted model, not a curated record